AGCACCAUUAAUAUUUCUAAAAUUAAAAAAAUAAAGAGCCAAAAUCCCAUUCCUAAUCAUUUUCUUUUAUAAAUACUGGCGAAGGAGAUCAGAAAACCGGCAGACACAGAGGGACUAGCGAGUAGAGAGUGAAGUAAUGAGCGAAGCCUUGAAAAGAGACUACCAAAUCUGCGAGGAGAUCGGCCGGGGCCGCUUCGGCACCGUCUUCAAGUGCGUCUCCCGCUCCUCCGGCGACUCCUUCGCGGUCAAAUCGAUCGACAAAUCCCUCACCGCCGGCGACUCCCUCGACGCCCAGUGCCUCCUCACCGAGCCCAAGGUCCUGGGCCUCGUCUCGCCGCACCCUCACCUCGUCCAGCUCCACGCAACCUACGAGGACGAUUCUCACCUCCACAUGGUCAUGGACCUCUGCCCCAAUUCCGACCUCCACGCCCUAAUCAUCGCCAACGGCGGCGCCUUUGCGGAGAAUGAAGCCAGAUCUGUUUUCGCCCAAUUGAUGACGGCCGUCUCCCACUGCCAUAGGAAGGGAGUGAUUCACAGGGACAUCAAGCCCGACAACGUGCUGUUCGAUUCGUGGAAUUCGGCGAAAUUGGCGGAUUUCGGGUCGGCGGAGGUGGUGGCCGGAGGCGAGGCGGCGACCGGAAUUGUGGGGACGCCGUACUACGUCGCGCCGGAGGUCUUGUCUGGGUGGGAGUACGGGGAGAAAGUGGAUGUGUGGAGCGCUGGUGUGGUUUUGUACAUAAUGCUCGCUGGCUUUCCCCCUUUCUAUGGGGAGACGGCGGUGGAGAUCUUCGACGCCGUGUUGAGGGCGAAUCUCAGGUUCCCGCCGAGGGUUUUCCAGUCGGUUUCGCCUAAGGCGAAGGAUCUGCUGAGGAGGAUGCUGUGUAAGGAUGUCUACAGGAGGUUCUCUGCAGAGCAAGUGCUCCGGCAUCCAUGGAUGACUGGUGGAGGAGGAACCUGAAUCGCAAAUGAAUUGGUAUAGCGUGUAGAAAAGAAGAGUAAAUAGAGUGGACUGCGGCUUGCAACAGCUUUCGUGUAUUGUACAUGGGGAAGGCUGCUUUGUUUACUUGCGGCCAUGUUAGUAGUAGUUUUGUGUAGAUAUGUGGAUAUGGAAUGGGUGGCUUACUGGUUCUCCCUGCUUCUGCUCUGAGUUUGGUAUAGAGAAGAAGCAACUUCUCCUUCCUUUUUUUGGUUUGGGUUUCCAUGUGUUUUUGUCCCAUAAGGGGAUAGGGAAGCCAGGAAGCCAUUACUAAUUCCUACCACUAGUGUCAGUAUGGUAUAAGCAUAGCAGAGGAGUACUGAAAAGGGAUGAUGAAGCAGGUGAUUUGGCGUUAAUGGCUGCUUUGAUUCAGGGGGAGGGGGGUUUUUGGUAUUGAGCAAUCUUGUACGGAUUAUGCGCCUGUAUAAUUAUAAUUAUUAGAUAAUGGAAAUGACUGGAAAUUUUAGGGUUUUGCUGGGAUUCCGUAGAUCAUUCACCCCGUGAAAUUAUUUGCUUCUUUGGGGUGUAGCCGUGUAGAUACAAACUGUUAUUAGACAGCCAAUUCGAUUCAAAAUUCUCCUCUACUCUGUUUUGUUUUACUCUUAGUAGAAGUUGUACUAUAAGACAACAACUGAUCAAUCGUUUAAGAGCGUUCGGUUUUUUUUUUUUUUUAAUAUUUGAUUUCCAUUAUCAAAACGAAGAUUAUGAGGAUGCAUGACUAAUUAGCAUAAACGGAUACAAAUCUU
Messenger RNA from Linum trigynum, 1722 nucleotides. Lineage: Eukaryota; Viridiplantae; Streptophyta; Magnoliopsida; Malpighiales; Linaceae. The record is from the annotation of a GenBank genome assembly.